Molecule: messenger RNA, 1178 nt
Organism: Acinonyx jubatus (cheetah)
Lineage: Eukaryota; Metazoa; Chordata; Mammalia; Carnivora; Felidae
Gene: LAMTOR1
Product: late endosomal/lysosomal adaptor, MAPK and MTOR activator 1
Exons: 5
Coding region: 155-640 (161 amino acids)
Biological process (GO): positive regulation of MAPK cascade; cholesterol homeostasis; cellular response to amino acid stimulus
Cellular component (GO): lysosome; membrane raft; late endosome membrane
Molecular function (GO): molecular adaptor activity; guanyl-nucleotide exchange factor activity
Source: RefSeq, a predicted model, not a curated record
GGAUUGCGGCGGUAGCUGCGGGGCUCUGGGAAGGGAUAGGCAGGGCGGCGGGUGGCUGCUCGCUGGAUGCAGCCACGGGUCAUGUGACCGGAAGGGCUCCCGACGGACGCCGUCCCUCCUCGGCGCGGCCUGAGCGCCCGGCCCGACCCCGGCCAUGGGGUGCUGCUACAGCAGCGAGAACGAGGACUCGGACCAGGACCGAGAGGAGCGGAAACUGCUGCUGGACCCUAGCAGCCCCCCUACCAAAGCCCUCAAUGGAGCUGAGCCCAACUACCACAGCCUGCCUUCCACUCGCACAGAUGAGCAGGCCCUGCUCUCCUCCAUUCUUGCUAAGACAGCCAGCAACAUCAUUGACGUGUCUGCUGCGGACUCCCAGGGCAUGGAGCAGCAUGAGUACAUGGACCGGGCAAGGCAGUACAGCACCCGCUUGGCUGUGCUGAGCAGCAGCCUGACCCACUGGAAGAAGCUGCCACCGCUGCCAUCUCUCACCAGCCAGCCCCACCAAGUGCUGGCCAGCGAGCCCAUCCCCUUCUCCGACUUACAGCAGGUCUCCAGGAUAGCUGCUUAUGCCUACAGUGCACUUUCUCAGAUCCGAGUGGAUGCAAAAGAGGAGCUGGUUGUACAGUUUGGGAUCCCAUGAAGAGAGGGAUCCUUGGGACAGCUCUUCUCCUCUCUUCACCCGUCUCCACCCUGCCUCUCCUGGCCCCCAACCUCACUGCGGCUCAUACAGUACCCUAACCUGCUACUAAUCACAGAGAAGAGUGUGGAGGAGGAGAAGAAGCUGGAAGGCUGGAAGCCUGAGCAAGUGAGGAUGGAGCAAGGGAGGGUAGAACCAUUUGGGACUGGCGUUCAAAGCCCUGGCCAGGGAUGGGGUGGGGGUCAAAAGAUUAGGGCGUAGUAGGUCUUCACUGUCACUGGGAAGGUGGAGGUACCACUGUGAGAGAGUGAUCCUUAGGGGGCCUGUGGGGGCCCCCUUCCCAUCCUUUCUCUUGGCCUCACUCCUGCCCCCCUCUCCCUGACUUGGUGCUCACAUGCACCUCAGUAGGGUUUGUGACCAGGGUCUGGACGAGCUUGAAUCUGAAUGAAUUGAGUUUGUAUAUCUAGCACCCUGGGUUUUUACAUGUUUGGGGUUUUGUUUUGGUUUGUCACCCUCGAUAAAGGAAGUGUAUUCAUCUGUG